Molecule: messenger RNA, 2618 nt
Organism: Macrobrachium nipponense
Lineage: Eukaryota; Metazoa; Arthropoda; Malacostraca; Decapoda; Palaemonidae
Exons: 1
Coding region: 492-2618 (708 amino acids)
Molecular function (GO): nucleic acid binding; RNA-DNA hybrid ribonuclease activity
Source: RefSeq, a predicted model, not a curated record
UCAUCAACAGGAUUGUGAAGAAGAAACCCCCAAGUGUCCUCCACCACAGCCCUGCUCAGUAUGCACAGGACCUUAUUGAUGAGUGGUCAGCACAGUCAUGAACCAUCAACCUUCCAGCUCAUAUACAAGACUCUCUCUCUUCACAAAAAAACCAUCAUGCCUUACGUCUCAGUUCCGCCUUACUAAGCAGUGAUGAAGAGGACGAUGUACCCAUAACUAAGGGAGAGCUACGACGUGCCUUAGCAAGGAGGAAGAAGUCAGCUCCUGGUGAUGAUGGUAUCACCUAUGCAGUCCUUUGCACACUCAUAAAAAUACCUGCCAACCCUCUCUUUCGGCUCUACAACCUCUGCCUCUGCCUGGGAUAUGUGCCCCUAGCAUGGACUCAUAGUACAAUUGUACCCGUUUCCAAGCCUGGUACUGACAAAUUUUGUCCUAUCUCCCUCACCUCCUGUUUCUGCAAAGUAUUUGAACGUAUUCUCCUCUCACGCCUUAUGUUCCGGCUGCAAGAUAAGCUUUCGUCUAGAAUAUACGGCUUCUUACCCCAACGAGGAACACAUCAUUGUCUCAUGGAGCUCUACACUCGUCUCUCCCCAACCAGUGUUGUAGCCUUCAUUGAUUUGAAAAGUGCAUUUGAUGUUGCAAAUAGAGACAUUAUUUUAGACCAGCUUAUUGAUUUUGGAAUCAAGGGAAACCUUUUGAGGUGGAUACGUGGAUAUCUUCGAAAUAGAGUCUCUCGUGUGCUGUUUAAGGGAGCAUUGAGCACUGCAAAGGAACUUGAACUUGGUAUUCCACAAGGGGGAGUACUUAGUCCAUUUUUAUUUAAUAUCCUCCUACAUCGCCUUCUUUCCUUACUUCCUGAUACUGAUAACACAACCAUCACUUGCUACGCAGACGAUAUUUGCAUUCAUUCAACCUCCCCGGAUCACUUGCAACGCUUCCUUUCUUCCUUCUAUGAAUCAGCAUCCUCCUGUGGUGUUAUCAUCUCCCCAGGAAAAAGUAGAAUCUUCUCCCCAAGGCCAGCAAGGAAUCUACCAGAAUUUACUGUGGGGAACAAUGUUGUACCUUUAUGCACACAAUAUAUUUAUUUGGGAGCGCCAGUGCGAAUUACACCAUCCAUUCCAACAAGACAGAGAGUACAUCCCAUUGUUCAAGAUCUGCUGGCCCGGUUACAGCGACGCCUGACUCCUCUCAAGUGGCUUACUAAUUAUUCUGCAGGAGUAUCUAUCCCAGUUGCCAGAAACAUAUAUAUUGCUUUCAUCCGCUCAAUGAUAGAUUAUCUUUCCCCUGCACUAUGUCAACUCUCCAGAUCAACUCUACAGCUGCUUGAAAAAUUCCAGAACCAAGCAAUGAGAUUCAUUCUAGGUUGUCCAGCAUCCACUAGAAUUGUAAACAUGCAACACGAACUCCGUCUCCCUCCACUCGUUAAGCGAAUAUACUCCAAUGUCACCUACUUCAGUAUCAAAUGCCUGUAUUACCCUCACCUGUCUCCUCACUAUUCAAACAUCAUCAGAACUUCUCUUGAUCUAGAUGCACCUCGUCCACAACUACGCCAAGGGGGACGUACACUAGUUAGUACUGUCUGUUCAAGCAUUCGGGGGCUUGACAUCAACAUCGUGGCAGAGAACGUGGAUCAUGGCCUUGCACCCUGGCAGACUUCUGUGCCAGCAAUCUCUUACACUCCAGUCUCUAAGACUGACUUGCCUCAACUUCAACAACAACGUGCAUUGGAGACCAUCGACAGACUAUCCUCAUCCCUCAGUGUAGCUCAUCACCUCUACACAGACGGCUCCCUACAGCAGGAUGGCAGUGCUGGAUGUGCUGUUUUCUCCCCCACUUUGGAACCCCCGCCAGAGGCCUGGACAGGCCGUCGCCUCCCAAAGUCAUCAAGCUCCACGUAUUGUGAACUACAUGGACUUCUAGAUGCAGUUAUUUUAAUCGCACGGACCAGAAACAACGGCUUGAUCAUCUGCGACUCGCAACCAGCACUCCAAGCCCUUUCAUCACAUAAGCCAGCAUACCAGCCCCUGGUUACACAAAUACAUAGGCAACUAGACAUGGCCAACAUGAGCUCACUGGUAGUGCGCUUCCUAUGGAUUCCCUCUCACGUGGGCCUUCUGGCUAACAACACCGUUGGCCAUAUCGCAAAGGCUGCCUGUCAGCUGGAUCCUCCAGAUGCUGAUGCUCCCAGUCCAUCUCUCCUUUGCUGCAGAAAAAUGGUGCGCCAAGCUGCUCGCUCACAUACUCAUCAUCGUAGUAAUGCCGAGAGAGCCACCAGUGUAUCAAUACAGCAUUAUGAUCACUUCUUUCCUCACCAACACAAGUAUCGACGCAGUGGACUCAUGGUUCGUCAAAAUAACGUGGUUUGUGCGCGUCUUCGGCUGGGUUGGCGACCAGUUUGGCAGGUGGCUGAGCAAGAUGGAGUUCCUCACUUCUCCUCCUGUAGGUUAUGUGACGCGCCCAACGCCAACACCCUGGAACACUAUUGCCUGGAAUGUCCACUUGUUAGUGACAUAUUACCCCAAAGACUCACAGUAGUUGAUAUAUGUAAAAAAUUAUUGACAGAUAAUAAUUUGCUCGAUGAGAUCCUCAUGCGACAUCCUCACUUUGGUGGAUACUGA